AUGGGACAGACGCUGUCGAGUAGCGAUGAUGGAAAGAAAUGGACACACGAGGAAUUAAGAAGGGCGCUGGCAGCCAAAUUCCUCGAAAAGUGCUUUACCCCUAUCGAAUCAUACUCCCUCAAAGACAACUUCAAAAGCCUGGCCGACGUCCAGCAGAAUACGCUGUACCUAAGCGAUGAUGUCCUCGCGCGUUUCCUCGAGAUCCCCGAUGUGCUCCAUGUCUCGCCGGUUCUGUUCCAGAUGAUGUCCAGCGUGGGGGCAUUCCCCUGUCAGAGAGAUGCGCCGGUGAUCUUAGGAUUCGAAGAGGUAGUCAUAGCCGUCACUCUCCUGACAGCCAGGUGGGCACGUGUCUUGUCAAAGGGUGUCUCUGCCAGAAAGAAGCUCCUAUUCAAGAGCAUGGCCGUCUAUGACCGGGCACACGACGCGGUAGAAGACGCAGCAGGUGAGGAUGACCGGACAAGAAAGGAGGAGGAUGACAACGACCACAAGACCACGGAACAUGACGACCUGGUGCUGUCGGCCCUGGAUGCGCUCCACGUUGACGACGCGUUCAAGCUCGGCAACAAGGAGACCAUUCACGGGGCCUUGAUCCCGGCUGACAACUUCAGGCGGCUUAUCACGCUCCUCCUCCUAAUGGCCCCAGUGGCCCCAAAUGAGAGAAUAUCGCGAUACCCCGUAGAGAUCGAGAGCCUUCUCUCAGUUGCAGAUAGCACCCUUGCUUCGUUUGUCAACGUCGAGAGGGCACCCGGCAUUAAUUUUAAGGCAUUCAGUCGAGUCAUGGACCUACUUCCGCGCAUGCUAGACCCUUUGAACACACUAUUCGAACACUUCCUUUUCUCCAGGAAUCUCGACUUUACGAAGCAUAAGAACCAGAACGACAGACCAGCAGAGGCAUCCAGUGAGGCUGAACAACCAGCCGCCCCCUUACUCCCACAAGCUGGGUCCAUUCUGAACCACGCUACAUUAUCACAAUUGUCCUUCUUCAUCGACGGCUCGACUCUCUUCCACCGUUUGAGACUGUUGUAUUCGGGAGACCGAGAUGGCUUCUCCAUGGGCUCCUUUGAGAGCGGUGUCUUCAACUGGCGGGCUCCUAGCAUCCUUCUUGUUAGAGGUAGCCGUAUACAUAGCUCUCCCGGCGACAGCAGCUCACGCUUCCCAGCGUCCCUGCCGCCCAGACGAUUUCCAGACGAGUCGACCUCGGAUAACGUGACUUUUGGCCUCUACGUAAGCCAGCCAUGGAAGGAGAGCCACAAGCAGUGUUUUGGGGACACGGACACUACUCUCUUCCAGCUCGAACCCAUCCAAGACAUCCUGGCAGCCUCGAGCGUUAAUAGGGAUUACGUGUCAUUCCUCAGAACAGGAUCAAGCGGCGCCAACGCAGGUGUAGGGGCGGGGAACCCUCCGCCCAAAGCUUCGGCCUCGCACAGGACGACGAACACCACACAUCUCGGGUCGGUGUCACUGCUGCUUGACUCGAGCUUCGAGUUCGGGGUCUUCACGCACGACCUCACCAUGCGUGGCGGAGCCUUCCAGAACAGCGUGCUCCGCAAAAAGGACUUUCAGACCUAUUUCGAGAUCGAGAGCCUAGAGGUCUGGGGGUGUGGAGGAGACGAAGAAGCUAAGCGCCAAGCAGCGGAGUGGGCAUUUGAAGAGAGAGAGGCCGAGGCGAGGCGGCGUAUCAACCUGGGCACCGGGGACAUCGAGGCCGACAGGGCUCUGCUUGAGCUUGCGGGACUCGUGGGUGGUACCAACCGAAGUGGUGGUUCAAUGGCUUAG
This is a messenger RNA of Cryphonectria parasitica EP155, 1776 nucleotides long. RefSeq lists its product as uncharacterized. The record is from RefSeq and is a predicted model, not a curated record. Bases 1 to 1776 code for a protein of 591 amino acids. The transcript is spliced from 4 exons. Lineage: Eukaryota; Fungi; Ascomycota; Sordariomycetes; Diaporthales; Cryphonectriaceae.